UUGGCAGAUAUUUUUGAAUUCAAUGUUGUUGAACUUUAAGCUAUCACGAUGCGAAUUUCGCACGCGGGUUUAUUUCCUGAACUCGCCCAGGCGACUUUUUGUACUAACGUACGUAAAGCAAGACUCCAUACGGAUAAUAUAAGCGAUGAGGUGCAGGGAAAGUGCCAAGCUAUUAUAGCGCGGGCUAUAUAAGGCUCAGACUAGAAAACGUAGCGGUUCAGUUAGUGGUCAUACGCCACGCUAAAAACAUACGCGAACUCGAGAAUGAAUAUCAAGAUUGCCAUCAUUUUGGUGGCAGUGGCCACUCAAGUAAUAUGCUCGAAGGAGUCGAGCGAGGCGAGUGACAGGAAUUCGCAGAAGGUCGAGGCGGAACCAACGGACAAGAAGACGGAGAAACGCGGUCUCGUCCACAGUUUUGGUGAUCUGGGCGGCGGUGGAGUCGAUCUGCACGGCGGCGGAGGCGACGGGGGUGGCUACGAUCAUCACGAGCACGUGAAGACAGUGACGGUUGUGAAGAAAGUGCCGGUACCGUACGAAGUAACGAAGCACGUGCCUUACCUGGUGGAGAAGCACGUGCCGUACGAGGUGAAGGUAGGCGUGCCGCAACCCUACACCGUCGAGAAGCACGUGCCUUACCCGGUGAAGGUGUUCGUCAAGGUGCCGGUACCGGUGCCGCAACCGUACACCGUCGAGAAGAAGGUGCCGUACGAGGUGAAGGUACCCGUGGACAAGCCUUACGAGGUCAAGGUAUACGUGCCGCAGCCCUACACCGUCGAGAAGCAUAUACCGGUGCCGGUAAAGGUGCCGGUACCCCAACCGUACACCGUCGAGAAACACGUGCCCUUCCCGGUGAAGGUAAAGGUGCCGGUACCACAACCGUACGCGGUGGAGAAACCAGUGCCCUACGAGGUGAAGGUGCCCGUGGACAAACCGUAUCCAGUCCACGUGCCAAAACCGUAUCCGGUAACCGUUGAAAAACCGUAUCCGGUGCCGGUCGAGAAGCCGGUACCGUACGAGGUAAAGGUGCCCGUCGACAAGCCCUAUCCGGUCUCGGUGCCGAAACCGUAUCCGGUGCCGGUAAAGGUGCCAGUGCCGCAACCCUAUCACGUGCACAAACCGUAUCCGGUGCCGGUAGAGAAGCCGGUCCCGGUGCCGAUCAAGGUGCCGGUAGACAAACCGUACAUUGUCGAGAAGGAGGUAGCGGUUCCGGUCGAGAAGGAAGUACCGGUACCGGUUAAAGUUCCGGUCGCCGUACCGGUGCACAUACCGAAGCACGAGGACUAUGGCGGCGGCGGCGGCGGCGGUGGUGAUUAUGGUAGUUACGGUGGUUACGGAGGAGGCGACGGAGGAGGCUACGAUUUUGGUCACUCCGGUGGUUAUUAAUCGCUUCACGGCUGAUCUUCGGUGACAAUGAAGCGAACAUGAGACGAGGGGCCUUCUCAUUUUCUCUCUCUCGAUGUGAUCGCGCGCUAUUUCGGUAUCUUUUCGCUGGACCGUUUUAGGAAAUCUCUUGUGGGGAAGAUCUCAGCAAUAAAAAUUUUAGUCGCUUAAAUAAAAAUUUUUAUCCCGCAAUUUGUCGUACGGAGAGCAAUAUGACAAUUACACGCGAUUAACGGGGGGAUGACCUAUUAGGUGUAAAGAUUGACGAGUUUAUCGAUUUUAUUUUAUUUUUCUAUUAUAUUAUAUUAUAUUCUCGAAAAAUGCAUCACUGUAGCGAUUAUUUCGGUCGAAAUAUUCUUAGGCUACAUGUUACGAUGAGAUAUGGGUGAAUCGAUUAUUCCAUCGACACUUUUCGCGGCAAUUAAUGGAUUGACACAUAUCUUCUUCUCUCUCUGAAAAGUCUAGACGAAUGUUCCAGGUAUAUAUUUUUGAGUUUAAAAAAAAACACGGGAAAGUACGUGUAAAAGUUUCAACGAACAUUAUUCGCAAUGUUCGCGGCGAUCCGUUAUGUUCGUAGCUGUGAAGUAUGUUUACCAUACUGAGAAAUGUUGUACUUAAGUUAAGUGAAGAAUGUAUUGUGAAAAGAGUAUCUUUUUAUAUGAAAGAUUUAAUAAACGCUCUUGCGCCUAUUA
This is a messenger RNA of Nylanderia fulva, 2072 nucleotides long. It is a transcript of the gene Vajk4, whose product is annotated as chitin-binding protein vajk4. The record is from RefSeq and is a predicted model, not a curated record. Lineage: Eukaryota; Metazoa; Arthropoda; Insecta; Hymenoptera; Formicidae.